Cladocopium goreaui is the source of this 552-nucleotide messenger RNA. Lineage: Eukaryota; Dinophyceae; Suessiales; Symbiodiniaceae. The record is from the annotation of a GenBank genome assembly.
AUGUUCCUCUACGCCGACCUCGCAGACAGUGUGGGCCCCGUGGGCCCCGUGGGCCCCCGGCUCCUGAUGAACUUCUGCGCUCUCACCGCCCACGUUCUUCACACGAUUGUGGCCUACAUGGUUCUGAUGGCAGCCUGGCCGGAUGAUCACCACGAUGAGGAAGCCUUGCUUCCGGGGAAGUUUCGGUCCACUUUGUACCUUGACGUCUUCGGGUGGCUGUUGAACCCCACAGGGCCAGGACCUCGACGAAAUGAACGAGAGGAUGAUGACGAUGAAGUUCGUAGCAUGCGCAGCUUUAUGGGCAGUCGUCAGGACAACGUGAUGCCUAGCGCCUCGCCGCCCAGCGCUGCCAGCGCUGCCAGCGCUGCCAGCGCUUCACCGCCGCGGCCGGUGUCGCUGGAGCCUCUGAACAUCACUGAUUUCAGUGUUGGGCUCAGUGAAGUUGAGGAGUUUUCACCUAUGUCUAGAUGCUCCCAGCUUAGGAGUCGUUGGGACUCCGCUUCUGCUGUCAGCUUUCGUGGAAGCACCUCGGUCCGGCCGGCUGGGGGAUAG